Molecule: messenger RNA, 1381 nt
Organism: Ipomoea nil (Japanese morning glory)
Lineage: Eukaryota; Viridiplantae; Streptophyta; Magnoliopsida; Solanales; Convolvulaceae
Product: caffeoylshikimate esterase-like
Exons: 3
Coding region: 155-1381 (408 amino acids)
Cellular component (GO): membrane
Molecular function (GO): lipase activity
Source: RefSeq, a predicted model, not a curated record
GACUUGUUGCUUGCUGAUAAUAUAUGUAUAAAUAAAUGGGUCAUUGUAUUCCAAUGCGAAUAUAGUGAUACCAGCCACCACCCGCUAUCUCUCUCCGGCAGGUAGACAUCACAACCACUGCACCCGGGCGGCGGCCAAAUUUAGAUCAGAAAAGAUGGCGGCGGAAGCUGCAGCGUCGCAGGCAACAACUACCCCACCCUACUUCUGGGGAGACAUGCCGGAGGAGGAGUACUACGCGUCCCAAGGAGUUCGUAACACGCAAUCUUACUUUGACACCCCCAACGGAAAAAUAUUUACGCAGUCGUUCUUACCGGUGGACGAGAAGCAACCCAUAAAGGCCACUGUUUUCAUGACCCACGGUUACGGCUCCGACUCCGGGUGGCUUUUCCAGAAGAUAUGCAUUAACUAUGCUACCUGGGGGUACGCCGUGUUCGCCGCAGAUCUCCUCGGCCACGGCCGCUCCGACGGCAUUCGGUGCUACCUCGGCGACCUCAACAAGGUGGCUGCAACGUCGCUGUGCUUCUUCAAGAGCGUUAGAUUCAGCGAAGAGUAUAAGCAUUUGCCGGCGUUCCUGUUUGGGGAAUCCAUGGGUGGGCUGGCCACCAUGCUAAUGUAUUUCCAGUCUGAGCCGGACACCUGGACGGGGCUCAUCUUCUCCGCCCCACUUUUUGUCAUCCCUGAGAACAUGAAGCCCUCUAAGGUACACUUGUUCAUGUACGGGCUAUUGUUCGGGUUUGCGGAUACAUGGGCCAUGAUGCCGGACAAUAAAAUGGUUGGGAAGGCCAUUAGAGACGUUGAGAAGCUGAAGAUCAUAGCCAGCAAUCCAAGAAGAUACACGGGAAAGCCAAGGGUUGGGACGAUGAGGGAGAUCGCGAGGCAGUGCGAGUACGUCCAGAACAACUUUGAGAAGGUGAGUGUAGGUUUCUUGACGGUCCACGGGACAGCUGACGGCGUGACGUGUCCCAGCGGCUCACAAAUGUUGUACGACAAGGCGAGCAGCUCGGACAAGACGCUGAAGUUGUACCAAGGACUGUACCACUCGUUGAUCCAAGGUGAACCCGAUGAAGAUGCCAAUCGUGUUUUAGCUGAUAUGAGGGAAUGGAUUGAUGAAAGAGUUAGUUGUAAUGGUAUUAUGGUUUAUUUACCAUUUACAUGCAUAUGUUUUACGGGCCGGAUUGUUCAUCCGAUUCAGACCAUUUUAUUUAAAUUUGUUGAAUUAUUAUAUUUGAUGCGGUACGUAGUGUCGCUUUCACUCAACAACCUUAAUAAUGUUGACAGGUCCGUAGUGCGCUUUCCAUUCCUGGUUACGUUGAACAUAUCGCAGGUCUACCUAAUGACAUGUGCGUGGUUAGCUAGUAUAGGCAACCAUGGGCGGAGCUAA